UCAUCCCCAACUUGCCGCCUUUAUCGAGAAAAUAUCCCGCCGUUCGAGCCUGUGUUGUCUUCUCGGCCUCCUUCAAUCUUUUUGCAUGGAAGCGGACGUCGUUGUCUUCGAAGGCUCCUCGUCCUGACGAAUCUCUUAAGGUUCUCAAUCUGCAGAUUCGACAAGUUAGUGCAAAGUGAAACUUACAGGAUCAAAAUGGCGACGAAAGAUGAUGCAUUGAAGAUCUCUUUUUUGAGUCAAUUGAAAAAGUAGGAUCGACACCGUCAUUUCGAUUGAGAAAAGGUUUUUUUUUGUCGAUUAGGGUUUUCGGAAUGGCUUGGACAAAGGUUUUUGUAGCUGGGAGGCGAGCAUGGGUUGCCUGCGUUGUGCUUUUUCUGUUGUUGAGAUUUGCUGCUGCAAAUGUUGUGUUGGUCGGGAGGAACAUAUCGAAGUCCUUUGUUGAUGUUGAUGCGACCUUCACUCGGCCUAUCAGCGAAUCUGGUGAAGCUGGGUUUUUGUAUCUUGCUGAACCUAUUGAUGCAUGCGCUCAGUUAAAUGUUUCAGUAGCUAAUGGUUCAACAUCUCCAUUUGUUUUGAUAAUAAGAGGUGGUUGCACAUUUCAUGAUAAAGUUAAAAAUGCUCAGAAUGCUGGAUUCAAAGCUGCCAUCGUAUAUGAUAACAUACACAGUCAUGGAUUGGUAACAAUGGCAGGAAGGUCAGAAGACAUAAACAUACAUGCUGUGUUCAUCUCCAAGGCCUCAGGUGAGGAACUAAAGAAAUACGUUAAUCAUACUGAUGUGCAGUUGUGGAUCAUUCCAUAUUUCGAAAAUUCGCCAUGGGCUAUAUGGGCUAUCUCUUUCACAUCAUUGCUGGCUCUGUCUGCUAUGCUGGCUGCAUGCUUUUUCGUACGGAGACGCCGCAGUAGCCAUCUUCGACGGGGAGAUUCGCAAGUCCAUGUUUUCCAUGGAAUGAGCAAUCAGUUGGUCCAAGUGAUGCCAAGCCAGUUGUUCUCAAAAGUUUUGCAAGGUGACAGCACUUCAAAAACCUGUGCUAUUUGUCUCGAGGACUACAGAGUUGGUGAAAAGCUUCGGAUUCUGCCUUGCCAUCACAGAUUUCAUGCAAAUUGUGUUGAUUCCUGGCUUACAAUGUGGAGAACAUUCUGUCCUGUGUGCAAGCAAGAUGCCCAAGCAAGCCAUGGCAGUGUUCCAGCUUCUGAGACGACUCCAUUUUGCAUGCCAAGUGCUUCAUCGUCUUCUCCACCGGAUGCUUUACGAUCAACUUUGCCUUCUUUUCCUGUUCCCAACUCCACCUCAAUCUCUACCAGCUUUUCUAACCAACUCCUUAUCUAGCAUUGCUAACACUCUCUUAAUUAUAUAGACUAAGGCUUCGUUUGGGACGAUUUUCUUACUGUUUCUUAAAGCAGCUUUUUAGUAUAAAUUUUUUAAUAUUUGUACUAAAAAACAGCUUUAAGAAGCAUGAAGAAAACCGGCCCAGAUGAAGCAUAAGGCUAUAGAUAAUAUCAGAAUUUAUCAACCAGCUACUUUGUUUUCAGAUUAUGACUUCGUUUGGGACGGUUUGUUUACUGUUUCUUAAAGUAACUUUUUUGUAUAAAAAUUAAAAUUUUUAUAUUAAAAAUUUGUUUUAAGAAAUAAGAAAGUCGUCUCAAAAGAAGCAUAUAUCUAAAGUUUCAGAACCUCUGGCCUCUAUUAUCUUGAAUGGGGCUCGGGCUGAUGAGGUCUAAUUUUCCCAAGUUUAGGAACCCUUUCUCUUAGAACUCUUUGGAUGCAACUAGUUAUAAUUUUGUUAUUUUUUAUUUCUAAAAUAUAGUGCAUUUGGAAUGCUCAGAAUUA
Messenger RNA from Dendrobium catenatum, 1829 nucleotides. RefSeq names its product receptor homology region, transmembrane domain- and RING domain-containing protein 1-like. The record is from RefSeq and is a predicted model, not a curated record. NCBI's taxonomy places the organism in Eukaryota, Viridiplantae, Streptophyta, Magnoliopsida, Asparagales, Orchidaceae. The transcript is spliced from 5 exons. The coding region runs from base 312 to 1328 and encodes 338 amino acids.